Saccharomyces kudriavzevii IFO 1802 is the source of this 702-nucleotide messenger RNA. RefSeq names its product Sdd1p (gene SDD1). The transcript has a single exon. The coding region runs from base 1 to 702 and encodes 233 amino acids. The record is from RefSeq and is a predicted model, not a curated record. NCBI's taxonomy places the organism in Eukaryota, Fungi, Ascomycota, Saccharomycetes, Saccharomycetales, Saccharomycetaceae.
AUGGCAAAUGGUGGGAUCCAGAAGAAUGACAAUACGACCAAUUUCAAAGUCGCACAAUUCUCGACUUACUCAAAAGAAAUUGAAAUCAUUAUGAAGAAAAUAACAUUUCUGGAAAGAAAUAUUACUCAACAAUUAGAUACUCUCCCUCAUUUCCCGAAGACUUUGCCGCCAAGUCACAAAACCUGCAGAUGUAGAACGAGCAAGCCAAGGGAAAGUUGGAGCAAUCAGCUGAAAAACUUAUUGGGCAUUUACUCCAAGGAGGAAAUUUCUACUUUGGACAAUUUAGCCGCAACGUUACACGACCAAGUCCUAAAGCUUCAAGCUAAACUGUUCCCCAUUGCUAUACUGAAACAGGUUCAUCUUGAUAAUAACAACGUAGAAAAUAGGAAAAUUUUGAAAGAGGUAACUUACGAGUAUCUCUCUAAGGAAAACUGCCAACGAGAAAGAAAAUUUGGAGCAUUCAUCGUUAAGAGGAUUUUUUUUGGCGAUUUGUCCCUUGGUGUUUCCAUAUUAGUCAACCGAGUAACCUUUGAAACAGUGACAUCAUCUAUUGUAAUAGUGAGUAGUUCAUUCAUCGAAAAUGAUUUCUUUUACGAGGACUAUUUGAUAUUAGGUUGCAAAGUGAGACGACGGAAAAAAUUCAAGAGAAAGAUCUUAUUUAUUUCCAACACCAUAAAUUUUAAUUAUCAAACUAAAGUGUAA